GUCCCUUUGAUGACCAGUCAUUUCGAAAGACACAAUGAGAGAAUCAAACGAAGGGUCUGGUCUCAGUGAAAUUACUUGCAGAUUCAGGUAACUUCAUUGUCCUUUACCCACCCCAGAGCUUUAUCUUGCCGAGUGAACACCAUGACAUCCACAGUUUGAUGAUGGAAGUACAACGCCAGCCACAUGAUCCUGGCUCUGUAACUGAAACAGAUGUAGUCAUGGGCCUUCCUGUACAGAGGUGAUCUCAGGAAACACUUCCUGAUUGACACAGGUGGAGACACUGUCUGUCCAUGAGACAAAUUAAACGUCAGUGGCACAAUGGAGUCUUGUUGGGAGUGGUGAGGCUGGGAAAGAAUAAGUAUGAGGAAGUUACCUGGGGAAACUCACACAUCUUGCUAGAUUCAGACCUUUUUACUGUAGUGGUUUUGAGAAAGAAUUCACCACAAAUCUGAAGACAUGAAGACACAUGAGAGUGGUCACAGUGAUGUGAAUGGAAAACCUCAUCAGUGUGGGGAAUGUGGGAAAGUGUUUAAAACAUCAAGUAACUUGCAGACACACAUGAUGAGUCACAGUGGCCUCAGGCCUCAUGAGUGCAGUGAGUGCGGGAAAACAUUUCCACUUAAAGCUACUCUGAAGACACACAUAAAGAUUCACAGUGGUAUCAAGCCUUUUAAGUGUGUUGAAUGUGGGAAAGAUUUUGCACGAGCAGAUAGCUUGAGGUGUCACAUGAUCAGUCACAGUGGACUCAAGCCUUAUGAGUGCAGUGAGUGUGGGAAAACAUUUACUCUUAGAGGUAAUCUGAAGACACACUUGAAGAUUCACAAUGGUAUCAAGUCUUUUAAGUGUGCUGAAUGUGGGAAAGAUUUUGCACGAGCAUCUACACUGCAGUCUCACAUGCUGAGUCACAGUGGACUCAAGCCUUAUAAGUGUGGUGAGUGUGGAGAAACAUUUACACAAAGGAGUAAUCUGAGUGCACACAUGGGGCUUCACAGUGGUAUCAAGCCUUUUAAGUGUGGCGAAUGUGGGAAGGAGUUUGCACAUUCAGGCAACCUGCAGAGACACAUGGCGAGUCACAGUGGAAUCAAGUCAUUUAAGUGUUGUGUGUGUGGGAAAGGGUUUGCAACAUCAUGGACCAAGAAGAUGCACCAGAAGAGAUUUCACAUGGAAUGGCAUUUACAGAAUCAGAAGCAUGAUGAAACGUAGGGAGAACAUUCACAGCAUCAAGUUGUCUGAAGACACACAGAGGGCAUCAUCAGGGAGUCCUGCCCUGAAAGUGUGGUGUGAGUUGGGGGAACAUUCACAGCAUCAAGUUGUCUGAAGACACACAUAGGGCAUCAUCAGGGAGUCCUGCCCUGCCUGCCCUGAAAGUGUGGUGAGAGUUGGGGGAACAUUCACAGCAUCAAGUUGUCUGAAGACACACAGAGGGCAUAAUCAGGGAGUCCUGCCUUGAAAGUGUGGUGAGAGU
This is a messenger RNA of Haliotis rufescens (red abalone), 1465 nucleotides long. RefSeq names its product gastrula zinc finger protein XlCGF7.1-like. Lineage: Eukaryota; Metazoa; Mollusca; Gastropoda; Lepetellida; Haliotidae. Gene Ontology annotation, biological process: regulation of transcription by RNA polymerase II. The record is from RefSeq and is a predicted model, not a curated record. The transcript is spliced from 2 exons. Gene Ontology annotation, molecular function: DNA-binding transcription factor activity, RNA polymerase II-specific; RNA polymerase II cis-regulatory region sequence-specific DNA binding. The coding region runs from base 457 to 1203 and encodes 248 amino acids.